UAUCUCGCAGGGGUCGCAUCCAGUUGGCGUCAGUUCAGUCGUGUACUUCGCUGGUUGAAGUCGUUUUUAAAGUGCCUUUUCUACUACUUCUUACUUCUCGUUGUGGUGCUCUUUUGUGCUAGCUUUUUUAUUGUUCGGAUAAAAUCUUCUAAGAAAAAAAAACAAAAUGGAUUUCUACUAUCUGCCAGGAUCUGCGCCAUGCCGCGCUGUUCAGAUGACCGCCGCCGCCGUUGGCGUCGAACUGAAUCUCAAGCUUACCAAUCUAAUGGCCGGUGAGCAUCUCAAACCGGAAUUCAUAAAGCUAAACCCUCAACAUACCAUUCCAACGCUGGUGGAUGGCGAUUUCUCGCUGUGGGAAUCCCGUGCCAUUCAGGGCUACCUGGUCGACAAGUACGGCAAGGAUGACAAACUGUACCCGAAGGAUCCGAAGAAGCGUGCCCUCGUCAACCAGCGGCUGUACUUCGACAUGGGAACUCUGUACCAACGCUUCGGUGAUUACUGGUACCCGCAGAUUUUUGCCAAGCAACCGGCCAACCCGGACAAUCUGAAGAAGAUGGAGGAAGCCGUUGGCUUUCUGAACACGUUCCUCGAGGGUCAACAGUACGCGGCCGGUGCCGACCUGACCAUUGCCGAUCUGAGCCUGGCGGCGUCGGCUGCCACUUACGAGGUCGCCGGGUUUGACUUCUCCAAGUAUCCGAACGUUCAGGCGUGGCUGGAACGGUGCAAGAAGAACGCCCCGGGCUACGAUUUGAACCAGGCCGGAGCCGAUGAGUUCAAGGCUAAGUUCUUGUCCUCAGUUUAGGGUGGAACGACUGGAGGAAACGAAUCUCGAGCCAAUAGAAACUAAGCACAAAAUAAAGGCAAGCGGCUUGUUUGCGAGAUUAAGUUAUAA
Messenger RNA from Wyeomyia smithii (pitcher-plant mosquito), 892 nucleotides. Its product is annotated as glutathione S-transferase 1. Lineage: Eukaryota; Metazoa; Arthropoda; Insecta; Diptera; Culicidae. The record is from RefSeq and is a predicted model, not a curated record. Gene Ontology annotation, biological process: glutathione metabolic process. The coding region runs from base 167 to 802 and encodes 211 amino acids. Gene Ontology annotation, molecular function: glutathione transferase activity. The transcript has 3 exons.